Messenger RNA from Oryza sativa Japonica Group (Japanese rice), 1566 nucleotides. NCBI's taxonomy places the organism in Eukaryota, Viridiplantae, Streptophyta, Magnoliopsida, Poales, Poaceae. The record is from RefSeq and is a predicted model, not a curated record.
AAUCAUCUCUCUUUUGAUUGUAAGAGAUUGCUCUGGUUCAGUCAGGGGUAUAUUUAAGUUGCUCCUUGUUUUGAUGUGAUCACAACUUGUUCUGGGAGAUCAUAAAAACGCAUGACAGCAAACAAGAGAACAGAAUACUGCCUGAAUGUUCAAAGACAGAAUUCGCGCGUAAAGGGAGGAGAUGGAGAAAAAAAAGUUAAACAGAAAGAUAAAAGGGAAGCAUAAAGAUGAUCUUUAUUUUUUUAAAAAAGAAAAUAAAAGGAGAGGAAACGGAAAGGAAGCAGAAGGGGCCAUUAGAGCCAUCAUCAUGCAGAAGUAAGAACCUCCAUAACUUUAAAGGUGGAUGGAGAAAAGGACCUUCCCAUUAGUUUCAGCCUGCAGAGUUGCUGUCAUGAAAUUCUCAUCCAUUAUCUAAAAAAUGAAAAUUCUCAUCAGUAUAGAAUCUUUGCAGUUAGGGAGGAACAAUAACAAAUGGUUCAUGGUAGCACCUAUCAUGUAUCAAAGUUUAUUUCUUGUUUGCUACCAUGAACAAUUUACUUAAUUUAUUUACUAUCAAUGUUUCCAAAAAGGUUUAGCCUCAUCAUCUCACCAAAUUUACUUUAUUUACUAACAAAAUGUUCAGAGAAAACCGCGCGGCUUCAUCAGCUCAGCUGGUGGGAUGGCCACCGGUGCGCACAUUCCGCAAGAACCUGUCCACCCCAAAACCUGCAGAUGCAGAUGACCUGAUGAACAAGAUGAAGCCCUGCUCUGAUGAAGGCCAUGGCUCCAGAGAUGCAGCCCAAGAGAGGAGGCCAUCAUCAACCAUGUUUGUGAAGGUGAACCUGGAGGGCUACGCUGUCGGAAGGAAGAUCGACCUGAAGGCGCACCGCAGCUACGACUCGCUGUCCCAGGCUCUGCAGAGCAUGUUCCAUGGCUUCUUGUCAGAUGGCAUUGCAACUAGAGACAAUGAGCUGCAGCGGAUGGAGGAGGGCAGCAAGAAGAGGUAUGUUCUUGUGUAUGAGGAUAAUGAGGGAGACCGCAUGCUCGUCGGCGACGUCCCAUGGGAGCUGUUCAUUGCUUCAGUGAAGAGGCUCUACAUUGCUCAGGAUCCUAGAGUUCAUGGGAAGCUACGAUAAUAGCAAUGUUGCAAGCUGAUCCUGAAAGCCUGAACUGCAACCGAGGAUGAGAAAGAUCGAUUGCUGUUUUUAUCAUGAGCAGAUGCAAGGAAAUAUAUGGCAUAGGAUGACAGGAGCAUCAUAUUCAGAGAGACGAAGCAGCAAUAUGUGCUAGUGUUUAGCUGACAUGCUGUCCCUGUUCGCUUAAUUAGUAGAAUGAUUAAUUUUGCCUUGGUGUGCUUGAGGGAGCUAGUGCUUAUACUAGACUAUACUAACCCCCUCUAAAAAAAACAACAAAAAAAUAGACUUCUAGUGCGGUUAAUGUAGAAAGUUUUGGUUGUGUAUAUAUUUUUUGACCUGUUGUACUAUAAUUGAACUGAUGGUGCAUUAGCUAUUGCUUGUUAAUUAGCUUGUACUAUGUGUGUGGGUGGAUGUAAAUGACACUGGGUGCAAUAAACUAGUACUCUUGGGU